CGUCCGCUCACGACCCCCACGCACUCAAUACAUGCGAAAUACAAGGGUGGGGAAAAGCCAGUCCUAUUAGACUUUUUAACAGAUUUCGUUGAUAAAAAGCGUAUCACUUCGUCAGAGAAUCCUGGAAUCGACGUGAGAGACAUUCUGAAGGUGAUUUGAUAAGUUGUAGAACUGUUCGAGAGAGUUAACCUGUGUUUUUUCGAGGUGGUUUCUGUCGGCUUGUGUGGGUGACACUUCGUGUGCCGAAUAUCUACAACACACAGUCACACACUGUACGCCAUACGUGAAUAAACACAUACAGCAACCACUCGGCGUGUAGUAAACUUCGUAGAAUGGAAGCAGUUCGGCCGUGAUUACGGUGAAAAGUGAUACGGGAGAGCGCUCUCUGCCAGCACAUUAUUGUUUUACAAGCAUUAAACUAUUAAUAGGGCUUAGCUGAGGCUAGCUCUAAGAAGUCCAGAGACUUAUCUCACCAAACAGCAUGGCUGAAAGUAGACGCCUUUCCAUGCCCCAGACCCUGAGUGAGCUUCAGCUCUACCGAGUCCUAGACCGGGCCAACCUGCUCCCUUACUACACUAACUUCAUCCUCCAAGGAGGAGACGACGUCCAGCAGCUCUGCGAGGCAGGAGAGGACGAGUUCUUGGAGAUCAUGUCGUUGGUUGGCAUGGGCAGCAAACCCCUCCACGUGAGACGUCUGCAGAAGGCACUACAGGAGUGGGUGGCUAGUCCUGCAGCUUUUCAGGAGCCACUAGCAUCUCAACAAGCCCUCCCCGGUCAGAUGUCCGGUAUAGACAUUCCACUAGCGGUCAACCUCCAGCCCCAUGGGAGCCUGCCCUCUGGUCACCACACCCCAGGAAGAUGGCAGCAUGGAAACGCAUCAACAUCCUCUUCCUCACCUGGACAUCCUUCCACCACAAGUGCCACACCCAGUCGCAUGUCGCCGGGAACCUCCCACCAGAUCUCCACCACCACCCCUCCCAGCUUCCGCCCCAUUGGGAACCUGUCCUCUCCUUCCCCCGCCGUCUUCAACUCUGCCCCCAUCUCUCGGACGGACAACCCGGCCCUGAGCAGGGAGAUUGUCGAGAACAUCCGGGCGUCGGCAGAGAACGUUGUACACUCCGAGGGUCUGUCCUCACUACCGCUCAACAAGAAGAUCACGAGGGAAGUGGAGUACAUCCUUGGUAUGUCUCCGGAUCACCCUAACAGGAUGGAAGAGAUACACAAGUGGUCCAGCAUCUAUGGCAGAUUUGACUCCAAGCGCAAGCUGGAGAAACCUCUAACACUACAUGAAGUGACAGUAAACGAAGCAGCAGCUCAGCUGUGUAAUGUAGACCCCCAUCUGAUCUUACAGAGAGAGAAGCUCUUUCCUCUAGCCAGACAGGUGGUCAGAGAUAGUGGUUACCAGUACAGACAUGGACAAUCAAGGUCUUCAAAAGGCAAAAGGAAGGGCGAGUCCAAAAGCAAGCGAGCAAAGAUCAACCAUGAUGCUGAUUUGAACCCUAAUCCCAGAACAGUCCAUGCAGAGAUCAUGAAAAUCAGGAGAGAGGAGAGGUUGAACGAGAUCACAACACUGUUGAGCACCAUCAAGACCCAGCAGUACGACCUCAAGGCCAAGAUUUCCAUCGGCAAAUCAGAGGACAACCUACAGAAGGUUUACGAUCUCCAGCUACAGUUGGAGAAACUCACCACUCAGCAGCUAUCCUACAUGACGGAACAGACGGACCUGAUCAAGAAACAGAAGAGAUCAGACAGGUAUUAUGUUGCUAAGGCGAAAGCCGAAGGAAUGGAUGAGGACGAUGAGGAAGAGGACAUUUUGCCUGAAGGAUCAAAUAACAUCUUGCAAGACGACCAGCAGCAACAACAGCCACCACAACAUCAGCAACAACAGCAUCAACAGCAGCAGCAACAACAACCACAACAGCAACAACAGUCCCAGCAACAGCAGCAACAACAACAACAGAUGCCUCCUCAACACAUGACAUCACAGCAAGGACAACCACAUCCUGGUCUCAAGUCCGAAUGCUCCUCACCACAUGUUGAUCAAGGAGAACAACACAGCACCAACAACUCCCACAACCAGCAACAACAGCACCAACAACAGCACUACAACUCUACAUCAAGAUCUGACAGUCCUAAUACACAAACAGGUAGUCAUGGCAGCAGUCACAUGCACAGGCAGAUGGGCAGUGGUCAGUCAGUCAACCAGCAGGGUAGGAGGGUCAAGAAUCAGCAAGGUAGUCACUCUAGCGCUCACUCUGGUAGUCAGUCCAGAGGGUCUGGUCAGCAACAUCAGCAACAACAAGGGAGUGGUGAGCAAGACUACAACCCCGCCACCAUUCCAAGCAACACUAUAUCCAGCGAUCAGUACAACCACAUCUCCACUACUCAGCAACAUCAUCUAGCGCCUGACGACAUCCCCCACGCCGGUAUGCCAAAGAGGGCAGCAUACAAGGCUCAGCGUCAGAUGAUGCAGCACCUGUUGAUGGACGAGGGGAUCCGAUUAGCGCAGACGUUCGGAGGCUACCAUCAACCACCAAUGAACCUUGUUCCUAACAUGCCUCAGAGCAGUCACUUCCAUCAUGGGGUUCUAGAGCAACGUCAAGCAGUAAACUCACCCUCACAGCCCAUGAGAGUCAUGCAACAUUAGUUUCUAGUUUAUUACCUUCUUGUGCUGAACUUGCCAUAGUAUUCAAGCUUGCCACUGUGCCCCUGCAGCAAAUUGGACUGAACGUUGUCAUACAGAGAUAAAACUGUAAACAUUCAAUGCCAGUGUUUUCUAUGUGCCAAAGUAAAAUGCUGUGGGUGACAAUCUUGUGAUAUGAAAGUGUUGCUGUUUAUUUCAUGAACAUAAAUAUGGUAACAACUGUGGGUGUCUGUUGUUGAGUGUUGUUCUUAAAAGCUCCUACAUGAUCACAGUAAAUUGUGUUUAACCAUAGAGUAAGUUUUUUUUUAAAUUAGGUUCUACUGUUAUCACAUAAGAAAACAAGUUUCAGCAUUAUCAAUUUUUUUAAUAAAUAAUAAAGAAUGAUAGAUGUAAGAACAUUGACAUGUGGAAAGAAUUACAAACUGCUGCAGUUGAUAUAAACCAACUGCAUAUUGUCUGUUCUGAGCCAAAAGGGUGCUUACUAUGUACAGUAUUAUGAUACAUGAUGUCACACUCCUAUGGCUCCAAACACACCCUAUAGUUGAGUGAUGAUCAGUCGAUGAAUGAUUGUUGAUAAAGCAUUCAUAUAUGACCUCAUGUUCUUACUGAAAUAUGGUUUAUGCAUUGCUAUACUUCUUCCCCAUGUGGUAUAGAGCUAAUCAUCGCUUAUGACAAUUCCAUUGUAUUCUUUUCUGAAUUUAUAUUCAAAUGAAAUUUAUGAAGUAAAUUUGUUUUAUACUACUGUUACAUACUUAUUUGUAUUUAUGAUUCAUGAAAGAAUACUGAAAGGCAGUGAAAGCAAUUUUUUGAGAGACAAAAUUAUGUUGGUUGUAUUUUAUCAAUGUUAUAAGCUUUAUAUCAUUCCAAAGAUAUAAUUAUAAAGGAUUUUGCCACCUUUCUGUCAAAAAAAUUUGAGGUUUAAAAAGCAAAAUACUUUUGUUUUUCUUGGUGUUUUUUUAAAAGUAGAGUUACUGAAAAGGUCAGUUAGUCUAAAUCAACCUCUGAAAAUUUUGUGUGUGGUUGUUUUUUAUGACAUUAGAAUAGACAAUCCUGUGUUUGAUGUUUAUAUAAAUAAUUCUCUAUGAAAGUUUAAUGUGUUUGUGCCUUUGAAAUUGCAGAAAAUAUUUAUUUAUAUAUAAUAGCAAACAUGGCUAUGACCUUGUAGCUCUUUGCAAGUUUUUGAAUGUACCUUGCGUUUAUGUAAGAAAACGAUUCAUUUCAGAAAAAAAGCCUUGUGACAUAUACAUGUAUAAAUCAAAAAGAAAGCUACAACACA
Molecule: messenger RNA, 3920 nt
Organism: Strongylocentrotus purpuratus (purple sea urchin)
Lineage: Eukaryota; Metazoa; Echinodermata; Echinoidea; Camarodonta; Strongylocentrotidae
Product: nuclear transcription factor Y subunit gamma
Exons: 8
Coding region: 482-2647 (721 amino acids)
Biological process (GO): negative regulation of DNA-templated transcription
Cellular component (GO): nucleus
Molecular function (GO): transcription factor binding; transcription coregulator activity
Source: RefSeq, a predicted model, not a curated record